Messenger RNA from Phyllopteryx taeniolatus (common seadragon), 4290 nucleotides. RefSeq names its product XK, Kell blood group complex subunit-related family, member 6b (gene xkr6b). Bases 1270 to 3006 code for a protein of 578 amino acids. The record is from RefSeq and is a predicted model, not a curated record. Gene Ontology annotation, cellular component: plasma membrane. Gene Ontology annotation, biological process: apoptotic process involved in development; phosphatidylserine exposure on apoptotic cell surface; engulfment of apoptotic cell. The transcript is spliced from 4 exons. Lineage: Eukaryota; Metazoa; Chordata; Actinopteri; Syngnathiformes; Syngnathidae.
AGCUCUCUGAUGCCAACACACGCCGUAAGUGCACGUUCGAGCUGCGGAAAUAUGGCUGCUUAAAGCCAACGGUGGCCGGAAUAUAGCCCGGCGGGUGGUCGCGGGGCUUUUCCCACAACGUGACAACGAGGCGCUCCAAUGUGACUGUGUGACAGUGGAAGGGGAGGGGCGACUUGUGACUUAUGCUGGAGUCCACAGUGGGUCACCGGGCCCCGUUUUCGCCGUGCCCAAGAUAAACAGGGAACGUUUGACACGAUGUCACCACGAUCGAGUGCCACGUAGUUUUCAGCAAUUCAUUUCCAACGUGUACGAAAAAUGUAUUUUGAAACGAUUCUCUGACUUCACUUUUCAGGGUGUUGAAGUCGGAGACUCGACUCGGGGCGAGAGCGCCGCGGAUUGGAGACCCGCCGCCGUCCGGUUGACCCUCACGAGGGGUCACGGGCGACCUUCGGGGGGGUGCGCCCGUUUCCGACCGGAUUAGAAAAAGCGGCAAACGGUAACCAUGCCGACCUGACCGCCGCAGUUUGCCCUUUCGACUUUCAAAGUAGCCAAUCGCAGACGAACAAGCUUUCGCGAUUUUCUUCCAUCGCGCCGACGGGAAAGCGAUCGAAGCUUUUGCGCCUCGACUGACCUCUGGCCCGGUACUACAUAUUUGGGGGAGCCGGGGUUGAUGGCCCCCCUCCCCCUCCCCCUCCCCUUUCGCAUGGCACUACUUAGCAGAUGUCAGCUAAUAGGACUAAAAGGGUCCCGCUGUGUAGUGCGGUUGAGGGUGCAAAAGCGACCUGCAGUGCCAACGAGGCCGUGAGCAAGCUGCCCGAGUGCGGAGGACUCGGGACGAGACACUAGGUGGCGACCUGCACGCUGAAAGGGAGAAUGCGCGAGGGGGCGGGAUUACGUCGGUGAGGGCCGGCGAGUGGAGGGACGCGGCGGUGCCUUGCAGCUGGAGGAGGGAUGCGGCAGCAGCAGCGGCGGCGGCGGCGGCGGCGGAGGGGCGCUCGACGAGAUGAACGAUUAACAAUUGCUCGAUCGCAGUCGGCCGGAUUCGAAGUGCGAGUUUAGCCGCGGACGCGGUGGGGGCGGAAUGCGCUGCGCCCGCGCGCGCGCGCCAUCCGAGCCCGGAGCCUGCACGGUGAGCUGCGGCGGCUCGUAGAUGGCUCCGGGGCUCCGGGUCCAAAACAGGUGUCCGGCGGGAAGUGUCGUCAGGGUGAGGGGGAGGGGGAGCGGGAGCGGGAGCGGGAGCGGGGGGCAACCGCGUCCGAGGCCGCCAAGAUGGCAGCCAAGUCCGACGGCCGCGGGGUCGUCAGCGGCUUCGCCCAGCUGCGCGACCUGGACGAGGCGGUGGGCGCCGCGGACGAGGGCCCCGACGGCGGCAGCUCCUUCCACAUCUGCCACUGCUGCAACAGCUCGUCGUGCUACUGGGGCUGCCGCAGCGCCUGCCUGCGCUACCUGCGGGCCGGCCGCGGGCGCGGGCGCGGGCAGGCGGCGCGAUCGCCGCGCGACGAGCCGCGCCUGUGGCUGGACUGCCUGUGGAUCGUGGCGGCGCUGCUGGUCUUCUUCUGGGACGUGGGCAGCGACGUGUGGCUCGCCGCGCACUACUACCGCGGCCGGGACUUCCUGUGGUCGGCCGUGACGCUCUUCUUCGUGCUGGUGCCCUCGGUGCUGGUGCAGAUCCUCAGCUUCAGGUGGUUCGUGCAGGACUACGCGGAGGGCGCGCUGGGCUCGGUGCGGGGGCUGAGCAGCCGCCGAGCCGCCGGCCUGCGCCGGGACCGGUGCUGCCGAACGUCCGUGUGGCUCUGGCAGAGCGCGCUGCACGUCUUCCAGAUGGGACAGGUGUGGAGGUACAUCCGCACCAUGUACUUGGGCGUCCAAAGCCACCGGCAGAAGGAGAACCGGCGGCGCUUCUACUGGGCCAUGAUGUACGAGUACGCCGACGUCAACAUGCUGCGACUGCUGGAGACCUUCCUGGAGAGCGCCCCCCAGCUGGUGCUGCAGCUCUGCAUCAUGAUCCAGAGCAACAAGGCCGAGUGGCAGCAGUGUUCUUCGGUCUUGUCCUCCCUCCUGUCCUUGGCCUGGGUGCUAGCGUCCUACCACAAACUCCUGCGCGACUCCCGCGACGACAAGAAGAGCAUGAGCUACCGCGGCGCUCUGGUGCACCUCUUCUGGCGUCUCUUCACCAUCUCCUCACGGGUGCUCUCCUUUGCCCUGUUUGCCUCCGUUUUCCACAUCUACUUUGGCAUUUUCGUGGUGCUCCACUGGUGCGCCAUGGCUUUCUGGGUCAUCCACGGUGGCACCGACUUCUGCAUGUCCAAGUGGGAGGAGGUGCUGUUCAACAUGGUGGUGGGGGUGGUCUACGUCUUCUGCUGGUUCAACGUGCAGGAAGGGCGGACCCGCUUCCGAAUGGUGGUCUAUUACACCGUAGUACUGUUAGAGAACGCCACCCUAAGCGGGCUCUGGUACGCGUACCGUGACCCAGCCACCACUGACGCCUACGCCUCUUAUGCCCUCUGCGGAGUCUUCCUGUGCUUUGCCUCAGGUGUAGCCUGCAUGGUCCUCUACUACGGGGUCCUGCACCCCAAGGGCCCCCGGCUGAGGGUCCUGGCGAGCUCCUGUUGCGCUGAACUGCUUUGGGGGCUGCCGUUGCCCCCCGAGGCCGAGCCCAUGGCACCCACGCCGGGCCCGCGGGGCUCCCAAGCGACACCCACGCGGGCCACGGCGGGGGAGCACUCGGAGUCCGACGAAACCGCCGCGGACUCCUGCCUUCCGGUUUUCCAGGUGAGGUCGACGGAGCCGGUGGAUGCGUCCGGCCGACCCAUCCGACCUGAGGGUCCCCUCAUCAAAAUAGACAUGCCCAGGAAACGCUACCCAGCCUGGGACGCACACUUUGUAGAUCGGCGCCUGCGCAGGACCAUCAGUGUGCUGCAGUACGUGAGUCCUCACGCAGUGGGCAUCAGGUACAGGGAUGGCCCCCUCCUCUACGAACUCCUGCAGUACGAAUCGUCGUUCUGAAGGGCGGUCCCGCGGACGUUCUUUUGGACACUCAUCCCUCUCGUCCUCCUUCGCUCGUCGGCAGUCAGUGCGUUGUGGAUGAAAGAAGAAAGCGGUCCAAUGAGCAUCUCACUUCUUCCCCACCUCCCAGCAUGCAUCUCUGAUUCGUGCAUUGAUGUGCAGCAGCGGGGCCACACUCUGACGUCACAACUCUCUGUUACACAAUAGGAAAUAGUGCAAUUACAAGCCGGUGCUGAACAAAACUCGUCCAGUGGUGCUAACGCUGUGGGCCGCCGAGUUCACCUUUGGGGCUUUCCAAUGGGCAUCGAAUCAAGUGAGUCCAAAAACAAGACGAAGACGGAAUGCCCGACAGCUCCAGCACCUCAACCUACACACACAAUCUACCGCAAAACUCUCGAUGGUGCCAUUUUUUGGGGAUUUGCCACAGCGAUAGUCUUCACUUGCUCUUAUGUUGUUACAGCGUACAGGAGUUUUUUUUUUUUUUUUUUUUUUUAAAUCUGGGACAUUGAAAAGAGAGAUUUUGGAGCACAAACUACAGAUGGAAUUAAAAAAAAAACAAAAAAAAGUCUAUUUAAUCUAGAACGUGAUUGCUGUGUUGUAACUUCCUGUCAUCUAUAUGUCCUUUUAUCUGUGUGUAUCUAUUUCUUUUUGUUAUUAUCGUAGACUCGGCUGUGACAUUUGAUCAGAACAUGGGUUUGAUAUUGCAACGAAGCAUCUAUCUGUGGGUGUCACGUCAGUUGCUGCUAAUUUACAAAUUGUUAUGGACAAACGUUGCUUUUCUUGAUAUUCCCUCAAUUUCUAGGUUGUGUUAUAGCUUGUGGGUGUGUAUUUGAAUAACCUCUCCCUCGGCUAUAUGAUUUUUAUGGAUGCCGUAUUACAAAAAAACAAAAAAAAUGGUAGAGUGUGAGGAUUUCAUUGUGGUUGUUAAAUAUAAAACACAAGUGAAUAAUUCAUGGGGAGGAGGAGAGAAAAAAUAAGCAAAGCUGAUGUCCAGUAUUGUACCUUUUUGCCCUGUUUUAGUAGAACAAUAUGAAUAUUCUUAAUAACAUAUGGUGCUAAUGUUCAUUUUGUAUGUUUUUUUCUGUGUUGGUUUUUAGAGGAAACGACAACUAUUAUGCUGAAAAUAUGUUAAGCCUUACUGUAAAUUCAUAUAUGAGACUGUUCAUCCCAGAAGAGAAAAAUAAAUAUGGUAUUUGAAAGUGCAAUACAGCCGCAUUUGUGUGUUGACAUUUUGGAUUGUAUGUUCCAUUGUAAUUGAAAUAAAAAUCCAACUUCAAUUGUGAA